AUAGGUUUUAAACAAAAAGCGUCAAAAUGGCUACCAAUGUCUCCAGGGAUGAGGACAAAGAAAGAGCCAUUGCAUCUUGGAAGAGCAAAAAUGAGGCAGCAAGAAAGGGAGAAAUUUUGAGAGAGGUUCAAAAAUUAAAAGUUCAGAUCCAGGCGAUGGAGCGGGAGAAGUGCACGCACCUGUACAGCAAGCGGAGCGACUUCAGGCAUGAGUUCACACAGCUCGAGGAACUUGACUCCACCAACAACAACGAGAGAAAGACAGAACAGGUCAAACUUAAACAGCAGCUGGAGAAGAUAAGCCACAUGGUGAAGCGAUUUCACAGGGAGCUUCGAGAUGUCAAACCUACCCCAGAGUUUGUUGAAAGACUGAAGAUGAUCAUGGAAGAUAUAGAGGCAACUAUUAAUGCCUUCAAGGAGCAGCAGAGAAAACAGUAUGAGGCAAUGCUGCUUGAGGAGCGCACCACCGAGCUUGAGGUGCAGGCACUGGAGAAGAAAUUUGACUCGUGGACACAGUUAGCCGCAGCCACCCCCUCAAACACCCGCCCUGGACAGCACAAGCCCCUCGCCACUGCCCGCGAUGUUACCAAAGACCUUCCACCAGAGGUUGCAACUUUUGAGAAAUUUAUGGAGCAGUCUGGUGGUAUGCGGGGAGGCUGGGAUGAAUACGACCACCAGACCUUCCUUAAGUUCCGACAGAGAUACCAGGGUAAAGCGGUGUUUUUGGAGCAUGUGUUGCCGGCGUUGCCGACACGGACAGAGGAGGAGAUUCAAGAGCAUGAGGAGUGGUACCAGGAAUACCUCUUCCUCAAUGAGACCAAGAAACAGGCCAUCAAACACUGGCGUCAGCGCAAGGAGGAAGAAAAGGAUGAGCUGUUGUCGCGGGCGACAGAAGAGGCAGACGAGGGGACAGAUGAUCGACAGGAGAAACUCCAGGAACGCAUAGAACAGGAGCGCCGAGAACGCAAGUCAAAGCUCAAUGCUUAUAAGGUGCAGAAGGAGUUGGAGCGAGCCCAGGCGGAGGAGAAGAAACUCCGCCAGCAGCUAGAGGAACAAGAGAAAAAGAAGCAGUGGAAGCAAAAACAGGAAGAACUGCGUUCAAAAGUGUGGGAGCACAAACGGCAGCGUGAUGAGGAGGAGGCAUCCCUACGGGAACAAGAGCUGGCCUGGGAACAUGAGGAAAGGGAGAGGCAGAAACAGCUCUCUGCCAGGGAGAUAGCAAAGUUCAGGUCUCGGGAUGAAAUGGCAUUGCGCCAACGUCUUGCAAAAGAGAAAGAAAAGGAACAAGCUGCCCGCGAGAAGGAGGAGCGACUAGAAGCCCUCAGGUCUCAGGUCCAUGUGGAAGUGCCCCGGGACCCUAGCAGACUGUUAAAGCCGACAGCCGGCCACAAUGCCCGCGUUAAAGACAAAAGCUCCUCUGGUGGCCAGGUCCUGCACAAUGUCAUGCCUCAUAGGGCUAUACCAGCGUGGCGGCAGGGACCAUGACAACAGGAAGUCUCUUUCACCAUGUACAGCACAACAUUAUGUUGAUUUAUUUAAAUAUAUUUAUAAUAAAAUGUCAUAAAAUUG
Mya arenaria is the source of this 1568-nucleotide messenger RNA. RefSeq names its product coiled-coil domain-containing protein 112-like. Bases 27 to 1484 code for a protein of 485 amino acids. The record is from RefSeq and is a predicted model, not a curated record. The transcript is spliced from 14 exons. Lineage: Eukaryota; Metazoa; Mollusca; Bivalvia; Myida; Myidae.